AUGUCUCCGACUAGGUUCAACCAAAGUGUACACGCUAACCUGUCGCAGCUUCUACCGGCUAUCGGAGUCUGUCACUACCUCAUAGUAGACAUUGCCCACGGGUCCCCACCAAACUACAGGGCUACCGACUACGAAUUCAUUCGAACCUUCUCAAGAAGCCUCCCAGUUCUGUUUACAAUCGAUGAAGCCAUGCCCGCAGACAUGACUAAAGCAACGCACGAUCAGACGUUUCGCAAUAACCUUGCUUCAGUGCGCAAAGACCUGCCAACUUUUGCCGGCUUAGGCUACCUUACAUCUAUGCCCGGGCUACAAAAACGGACCACUAUAAACACCAUUGUGCCGGUUCUCCGUGAUCUCUUCAGGAAACUGGAACGUGCGCUUUUAGAAGCGAGAGUUGGAGCUCCUGAAAUAUCCAAUUUCUUCACCAUCACACCAGACUCAACUCAGUACACGGCGGUUUACCAUGACCUCCUGAAUGCUCUAAACGGCAUUGUCCGCUUCAUCAUUGUCAACACGGUCACAAAACUUCAAUCAUCUCCAUGCUAUGCUCAAGCAAGAACUUCGUGGGACACCGGAUGCUUCUUUAGCAAUAGCAGCCAACUAACAAUGGUGGACAUUGUGAAGAUGACCGCAAAGCUGAAGAAUCUUGACUCCAGCGUUGCACUGACCUUGAGCAUGACCAUGACAGUUAUCAAGGGCAUCGACAUAAGUGCCAUUAUGCAAGCAGGAAGGCCACAUGCUAUACAUCGGGCGAAAUGCGCAAAUAUGACUGAAGACCAGUACGAAGUGGUGUGUCGCACUUGGCUUUACUCGGGAAGUUACGCUAUAAAUUACGUGCAUUACCUGCCGGACGGCUGCUGCAACUUCGUGGAAAGCCAAUAUCCCAAUGAAGUACUCACCUUCGAAACGCCGAAAUCCAUAGAAGACAAGGUGCGAGCCGCUUACAAAAUCGUUCGUGACGCUCCAGUGCUAAGUUGGCUUGCGUACAACGUGUCCUUGAACCUUGCACCUAGCAUAUGCGGCGGAAUAAACAGUCGUCUGCGGCAGUUCAGAGAACUGAUUGAGAGCCAUUGA
Messenger RNA from Rhipicephalus microplus (southern cattle tick), 1074 nucleotides. RefSeq lists its product as uncharacterized. Lineage: Eukaryota; Metazoa; Arthropoda; Arachnida; Ixodida; Ixodidae. The record is from RefSeq and is a predicted model, not a curated record.